Molecule: messenger RNA, 8645 nt
Organism: Empidonax traillii (willow flycatcher)
Lineage: Eukaryota; Metazoa; Chordata; Aves; Passeriformes; Tyrannidae
Gene: STAB1
Product: stabilin 1
Exons: 70
Coding region: 488-8572 (2694 amino acids)
Biological process (GO): cell adhesion
Molecular function (GO): calcium ion binding; hyaluronic acid binding
Source: RefSeq, a predicted model, not a curated record
AUGCAGCAAGAUGAAAGAAGAAAAUAGUUUCUUCUACUCUAGCAAGAUUAUGUUAGUCCAGGAAUACAUCUGAGUCAUGGGAACUGAGGAUCUGCAGCUUCUAAAUUUAAGGAGAAUUUAUUUACCUCCCUUAGGUACCAGGGGUUUGCCUUCCAAGCUGUCAUCUUUUAUUUGAGUGUUACUGUGCCCAACAAGUUUUAGCCUCCCCCACAACACUAAAAUCCCUACUCAGUAUUAUGAAGACAAAUACUGAGACUUUGAAAAAGAAUGUUCUGUACCCAGUGGUAUUAAAAAGGGAAGAACAGUUUUGAUACUUUUGUACCAGCUGAUGCUGCUUAAAACUGAUGCUCAUUAAAAAAAAAAAAAAAAAAAUUGGGAAAUUUGGAUUGGAGGAGACCUGAAAGUUCAACAUUCAACCUUAAAACAGGGCAAACUUCUAACACGUUGCUUGGGGCCUGGCCAAGCAAGUUAGGAACUUUCUCCAAGAAUGGCAAGUCCACAGUGGUUGGUUGGGAAUUUGGUGGUUUCACGGUGUAUUUUUCCCUGCUUCUGCAUAGAAAACAGAGCUUGGCUGAGCUUUUUGGACUCCAGAAACCAGAAAUGUUGCAGUCAGUGCAAGGAUGACAAAGACAGAGGCAGCCAAAGUCAGAUUGUAUUGCAGGAUGAUGUGGAAUUCCCUGAGCAAGGAAGGAGAAAUUACAGCUGCUAUCACCACCCCUUUUGUGUAAGGGGUCCUGCCUGUAAAAGCAUGAAAAUGCAUCCUCCUGGAUUGCUGUUUUUCUUCGUAGCAGCAUGCUUCACUCCCACAGCUGACUGCCAGAGUCAGAAGUUAAAAUCCAUGCGAUGCAAUGUCAAGACGAAGUUUACCUUGAACACAGCGUGUACUGCUUGUGCUGCAGCUCCUAAAAUGUUGUGUCCAAGAGGCUGGUUAAAGACCACCCAAGGAUUAGGGGUGAGAGACUGCAGGUACUCUGUCAAGUUGGGAGAAAAUACCCUUUCCCUGCCAGGGUGUCAUCACAUAUGUAAGAAGGAAAUUGAGGAGAAGAAGUGCUGUCCAGGAUUCUGGGGUACAGAGUGCUAUGAGUGUCCAGGUGGCUCUGAAAACCCCUGCAGUGGCCAUGGCACGUGCUUGGACGGGAUGCAGCAAAAUGGGACCUGCAUCUGCAAGGAGCAAUACAGUGGGUUCGCCUGCCAGAACUGUAGAGAUGAAAAUCGUUUUGGCCCAGAUUGUCAGUCAGAGUGUGACUGUGUCCACGGGGAGUGCAGCAGCGGUGUCGCUGGCAAUGGGAGCUGCACGUGCCAUGGAGGCUACACAGGCCCCAGGUGUGACCAAGAGCUGUCCCUGUGCAAAGGCGUGACCUGCGAGCCCAACAGCGAGUGUGUGGUGAGGGAUGGGACUGCAGAGUGUGCCUGCAAGCCGGGCUACAGAAAGCUUGGGAGCACUUGCCAAGCUCAGGAUCCUUGUUACCCUUCUCCAUGCUCCCCCUUCGCUGUAUGUAAAGCUCUGGGAUCACGAACAUAUCAGUGUACCUGCAAAGAAGGAUAUCAAGGAGAUGGGAGCAUUUGCCAGCCCAUAAACCCUUGUGUUGACAACAAUGGAGGCUGCCCAGAAAACUCUACAAUUUGUGUUUACAGACGUCCAGGAGAGGCAACUUGUGCUUGCAAGCCUGGGAUGAGCAGGAGAACUCCUUCCUCCGAGUGUUCAGCGUUUCCCAGCGAUUGCCGGCAGUAUUUCUGCGACGUGACCUCCAAGUGUGAAAUCAAUGCUCAGGGGAAUCCUAGCUGUGUGUGUAAAGAAUGGGAGAUUGGAGAUGGGAGAAGCUGCUAUAAAGAUCUCUUGGGGGAGAUAAAUCAGCACAAUUUGCGAGGAAGGUUUGCUAGGAAAUUUAACGUCGCCAAGAAAAUGUUUGCUUCUGGUUGCUCCACGUUGCUGACUAAAUAUGGGCCCUUCACAGUCUUUGUGCCAUCCCUUCUCCCCAUUCAUGAUAGAAUGGAAUUUAAUGACACCACUGCUGAGCGGUUGUGCAGAAUGCACAUUGUUCCUGGCCUGCACUUGAUAGAAGACAUGAUAAAAACCAAGACUAUGUGGACCUUGUCAGGACACCAGCUGACAUUCACAAGCCAGACAUACAUCAAAUCAUUUCGAUAUCAAGACCUGCCGGGGGAACUGUACAACGUUCUGCAGUCAAACCUGCCAGCAGCCAACGGCAUCAUGCAUGUGGUUAACACCCUGAGGAAAAAAACCAGCACUGACAACCUCAGCAACCCACAGAAAACCAUUGGUGAGAUCCUUGCUUCAAUGGAGAUCUUCAGUAGGUUUGAAACUAUACUGGAGAACUGUGGCCUGCCUGCAAUCCUGGAUGGACCAGGCCCUUUUACUGUAUUUGUGCCCAGCAAUGAUGGUGUGGAUAAGCUGAGAGAUGGGAGGCUCAUUUAUCUUUUCACAGAGGGCAUAAAUAAACUUCAGGAACUCGUGAAACAUCACAUCUACACUGCAGCAGCGGUGACUGUAGAUAAACUGAUGCUGAUGCCACAAAUUGUUACUAUGGCUAACCAGAUACUUACCAUCAACAUCAGUACAGACGGAAGAAUUCUGAUGGAUGAAUCAGGGAUCCCCUUAAACAUGCGAGACAUUGUGGCAUCAAACGGUAUCAUUCAUACCUUGGAUGGCAUCUUCAUCCCCCCCUCAAUAAUUCCCAUUUUGCCUCACAGAUGCAAUGAGGAGCAACAUAAAAUUGUGACGGGCUCUUGUGUGGAUUGUGAGGCCCUCAACACCAGCAUUUGCCCACCUGGCAGCAUCGAAAUGGAAUCAACGCUCUUCCCAAAGGAAUGUGUCUACAUCCAUGACCCACAAGGGCUGAACGUCCUGAAGAAGGGGUGCGCCAGGUACUGCAAUCAAACCAUCACGAAACCUGGAUGCUGCAAAGGAUUCUUUGGUCCAGACUGCAUGCCGUGCCCGGGGGGAUUCACCAGUCCGUGCUAUGGCCGGGGAAAUUGCAGCGAUGGCAUUCAGGGGAAUGGCAACUGUCAGUGCUUUGAGGGUUUCAAAGGAACAGCCUGUCACAUCUGUGCAAACCCAAACAAGCACGGCGAGAACUGUGAUGAAGACUGUGGCUGUGUCCAUGGUGUCUGUGACAACAGACCUGGCAGUGGUGGUGUGUGUCAGUCCUGGUCCUGUAAGGAGGGAUAUACCGGGAAAUUCUGUGACAGGACAUCCAAGAAUUGUGGCCCGAGCGGGCUGUCCCAGUACUGCCACCAGAACGCUGUCUGCAGCCUCAACGACACAGCCAGGUGCAUCUGCAUGGAUGGAUACGAAGGUGAUGGGUUUUCCUGCCAGCCCAUCGACCUGUGCAGUCAGCCAGAACGGGGAGGUUGUUCACAGAAUGCCCUGUGCACCAGUACAGGCCCUGGCACUGCCACCUGCCAGUGCAACGUGGGCUGGACCGGGGAUGGCAAGGUGUGUGUGGCCAUAGACAACUGCAUGCUGGAGAGCAGAGGGAACUGCCACCUCAAUGCUGACUGCAUCUACAUCGGCCCCGGGCAGAGCAAGUGUGUCUGCAAGAGGGGUUAUGCUGGGGAUGGGUACAGCUGUGAUGCAAUCAACCCCUGCCUCAUGGACAACGGCGGCUGCCACGACUUGGCUACAUGUGUGCCCCUUGGUGGAGGAGAGAGAUCCUGUGUUUGCUCUGAAGGCUACAUGGGGGAUGGCAUGACGUGCUACGGGGACAUUCUAAAAGAGCUGGCCAGGAAUUCCCACUUUGCGGGUUUCUACGACUGGGUUAAGAAAUCUCUCUUCAGCAUCCCAGCAGGAACCAAUGUCACUGUCCUGGUGCCAUCAGAGGCAGCUAUCAAGAACUUGAGUGACAGUGAAAAAGAUUUCUGGUUGACCCCCUACAUGCUGCCAUUUUUAGUCAGGGCCCACUUUCUCGAAGGUGUCUUCACUGCUGAAAAGCUCAAAAAGUACAACAGGCCAGAAUUACCCACUCUCAACCCACAGACCAGAUGGCAGAUAAACACCAUGAGCAGUGUAUUAACCAUCCAGAAUGCAAGUAUAGUUGUCAGUGACAUCCCUGCCAGCAAUGGCAUUAUCCAUAUCCUCAGUAAGGUUUUGUUGCCGCCCUCAGGAGACGUCCCCCCAAGUCCUCCUGGUCUGCAGGAACAGCUCGAGUCAGUGGCCUCAUUCAGCACCUUCAAGGAGUUGCUAGAGCAAUACCAGCUCACUGGGAAGAUCAAGUCCUCUGAAAAAUACACCAUUUUUGUUCCUGGAAAUAAUUCCAUUGAGGAGUACUGCCGUGCUGCCAAUGUGACCCAGCUGGACAACGCGACAGUGCAGUACCACGUUGUACUGGGAGAAAAGCUCUUGCCCACAGACCUGAGAAGUGGAGUUCAUAAGAACAGCAUGUUGGGGCUCUCCUACUGGCUCAUGUUUUACCAGAACAGCACCCAGAAGUUUGUCAAUAAUAUUCCUUUGGAUGGAAAAUUCUUCGAGACCAAGAACGGAAUGCUGGUGGGGGUGUCGCAGGUGCUCCAGAUACAGAAGAAUCGUUGCACUGCCAACACCACCACCAUACAAAAGUCAAGGUGCGGCAAGUGUGAGAAGGGGAUCAAGUGUCCUCCUGGAUCAGUUCUUGUGGAACCACCAGGGAGCAAGAACCUCGCUCGCUGCGAGCUGCGCUCUGGGGAUGCAGGAAUACUUGGCUGCCAUUUCACCUGUGCAAAAGUUUCUCUGAGGUCCGUCUGCUGCCCCGGCUACUACGGACACAUGUGCGAGAUGUGCCCAGGGAAGCCAGGCCAGUGGUGCUCUGGGAACGGGGAAUGCCAGGAUGGCAUCCAGGGCAGCGGAGAGUGCCGGUGCUUGGAGGGUUUCCACGGCACUGCCUGUGAAAUGUGUGAAGUGGGACGAUACGGGGCUGACUGCAAAUCAGAAUGUGCCUGUGACAAUGGGAUAUGUAACGAUGGACUGCAAGGGGACGGGAGCUGUGACUGCUUCCCAGGGUGGAAAGGCCCCACCUGCCAAGAGAGAAUCAAGACUGACCUGUGCAAUAACACCUGCCAUCAAAUGGCCAGCUGCCUCAAUAGUUCCACAGAUUCCCUACCUAUGUGCUUCUGCUCUGCUGGAUACACAGGGAAUGGGACCCAUUGCACAGAAAUAGACCCCUGCACUAUGGACCAUGGUGGCUGCUCCGUGCACGCCGUGUGCACCAAAGUGUCCCCAGGAGAGAGGACCUGUGUCUGUAAGGAUGGCUACGCUGGGGACGGGACACUCUGCCUGGAAAUUGAUCUCUGUCUCGAAAGCAAUGGGGGCUGCCACACCAACGCUGAGUGCAUCAAAACAGGCCCAAAGAAGGUUGCCUGCAACUGCCUUCCUGGUUACAGUGGGGAUGGUGUGAGCCAGUGCAACCCCAUAAACCUGUGUGAACAGAACAAUGGAGGCUGCAGCCCCUUCGGGCUCUGCAAGUACACGGGGCCAGGCACUCGGAACUGCUCCUGCUCCUGGCACAGCGUUGGAGAUGGCUUCACCUGCCGUGGCAAAGUGCAUCAGGAGCUUGGAAGGAUUCCAGACUCAUCUGUGUUCUUUAGGAUGAUACAGGCAGAAAGCAUCAAAGAACUCAGUGGGGCAGGGCCUUUCACUGUCUUCGUCCCACGCACAGAUUUCAUAGGAAACACUACAACAUUUGAGGAGUGGAAGAGCAGAGGUCUCCUCCGGGACCUUCUUCGCUACCACAUGGUGGGUUGCCAGAAAUUGCUCUCCAGUGACCUGGAAGCCCAGGAGUCCCUCACGUCUUUAUCUGGUCACAAAAUAAAGAUCACAGUGAACGAGAAUAGCAUCUUUCUCAACGGGGAAGCCAAGGUGGUCACGAGUGACAUCAUCGGCAUGAAUGGGGUCAUCCAUUUCAUCAACCAGAUCCUCAUUCCAAGUGACCUGGUGGGCCGUAACGUCUCCUCCAAGCUCUCACAGCAGAACAUCACGGAGGUGGCGGAGGCCUUUGGGUACAGCAUUUACAGCAAGCUGCUGCAGGACGCGGAGCUGCUGCCCCUGAUCAGCGACCCCCUGCACAGGCCCUUCACGCUGCUGUGGCCCACGGACGCCGCCUUCGCCGCCCUCCCCGAGGACAGGCAGAAGUACCUGUACCGCAGGGAGCACCGUGACGUGCUGGCCUCCUACCUCAAGGCACACAUGAUCAGGGACACCAAGAUUGUUGCUGGUAACGUGCCCCAAGUUGAAACCAUACGGACCAUGCACGGCUCCACCAUCUCGUUCAGCUGCAGCAAAACCCACGUGGGGGAGAUUCUGGUGGGGAACGGUGAUGCCACCAUCAUCCAGAGGCACAUGGAAUUCAAUGGGGGCAUCGCUCAUGGCAUUGAUAGACUGUUGGAGCCGCCAGAUCUGGGAUCUCGGUGUGAUAAGUUCAGCCUUGUUGAGCUACAGGGAUCUAUAGAGAGCUGUGGACUCUGUGGCUUCGAGCCACCCUGCCCUGCUGGCUCCGUUCAACGGGGGGACAUCAAGCGCUGCUACUAUUACGGAAACCACCUGCUGAGGAACACGCUCCUGCUCCACCGCAACUCCCUGCUGCGGCCGUCGUGGCCACCACACUCCCCGUGGGACCCCUUCAGGAGACACUUCUCUUCCAGGGGGCCUCUGAGACGAGGCUGCAGGAGGAGCUGCGUUUCCAGCCAGUGGAUCCCACAGUGCUGUGCCAACCACUACGGCCGAGACUGUCGGGUGUGCCCAGGGGGGCUGGAGGCGCCGUGCAACAACCGUGGGACCUGCGAUGACAAGAUUGGCGGCUCGGGGAGGUGCAACUGCAGCGAGGCCUUCAUCGGGACCAGCUGCGAGCUGUGCGCGCCCGGCAGAUACGGCCCCCAGUGCCGAGAGUGUAACUGCACUGAGCACGGCGUGUGCAAUGCGGGGCUGCACGGGGACGGCUUCUGCUUCUGUACCGAGGGCUGGACUGGAGACCGCUGUGAAAUCAGAACAGUGGUGACCCCCACGUGCUCCCCACCGUGCCACCCCCAGGCCGUCUGCCGUGCCGGCAACCUCUGCGAGUGCGACCUGCACUACGAGGGGGACGGGAGAGUGUGCUCAGUGAUCGACAUGUGCAGCCAGGACAACGGGGGGUGUGCCCGGCACGCCCAGUGCUCCCAGCUGGGCGUGAACGUCUCCUGCGCCUGCGAUCCCGGCUACAGCGGCGACGGCUUCGUGUGCGACCCCAUCGACAGGUGUGCGGACGGCAGGAACGGGGACUGCAGCCAGCACGCCUCCUGCAUCAGCACCGGCCCGAACGAGCGGCGCUGCGAGUGCAAGCCGGGCUAUGUGGGAGACGGGAUCCAGUGCCUGGAAGAGGUUGUGCCCCCCACAGACCGGUGCCUGGAGGACAACGGGCAGUGCCAUCGGGAGGCCAUCUGCACUGACCUGCACUUCCAUGAUAAGACCAUGGGCGUGUUUCACCUGCAGUCACCCCGGAAAAAGUACGACUUCACUUACGAGCAGGCUCAGGAGGCCUGUGCUGCAGAAGGCGCUUCCCUGGCCACGUUCCAGCAGCUGUCGGCAGCACAGCAGAUGGGGUUUCACCUGUGCCUGGUGGGUUGGCUGGACAAUGGCACAGCCGGAUACCCCACAGCCUACCCCAACCCCAGCUGUGGGUCCAGCCACGUGGGCAUUGUGGACUACGGCUCCCGAAGCAACCUGAGCGAGACCUGGGACGCGUUCUGCUACCGGGAGAAGGAUCUGACUUGCACCUGCCGUGAGGGGUUUGUGGGAGAUGGGUACUGGUGCAGCGGGAGACUCCCCGAUGUGCUCGCAGACAACGACCGCUUCUCCACCUUCUAUUCCAUGUUGCUCGAUUUUGCCAAUGACACAGAAGAAGGACUGGAUUUUUUCAUGUACUUGUCUGAUGACUCCGCUCCCAAAACUCUGUUUGUCCCUCUGAACUCUGGCUUUGCAGACAAUGAGACUCUGACAGGAGAGGAACUGAAGCUCCACGUGUCAUCCAGCAAUGUUGUCCUCUUCAGCUACAACCUCACAACAGGCACCAUCAUCCCAUCCCAGUCAGGACAUGACCUCCACAUAUCAGACUUCCCAGUGGGCAACAGUACAGAGCACUCAGACGCCAAGGGGAUCAAUGACACGAUGAUUGUGGAGUGGGACAUCAUGGCUUUCAAUGGCAUCAUUCACGCGAUUGCAGAGCCCCUGAGGAUCCCACCGCCUGUCGUUCACCUCGGCCAGGUGAACGGUGCCGCGCCGGGCUCGGGCUCCGUGGCCACCGGGACGGUGUCAGCGCUGUGCUUGGCGCUGGCGCUGGCGGCGGGGGCCGGCAUCGCCUACCACUGCGUGAGGAGGCGGCGGCAGGAGGGGCAGUUCGGGUAUUUCCAGGCGGAUCUGCGCGAGGAGGAGGAGGAGCAGGAAGAAGGGGCGGGGCCGCGGAAGGCACGCGCCAGCAGGCCCCGCCCCCAGCGGCCGCUCGUGGCCAUCCCCAACCCGCUGUACGGUGGCCACGCCCCCGACUACGAACCGCUGCACGACCCGCCCAUGGCCGAUUCCAGCACCGACCCCGCCGGGUUCCCGCAGUGACCCCGCACGGACCGGGCCGGCCCGCCGCGAAAUAAACAGCUCAGCGCCACCGGCUCUGCCCGCGCCUGCCCCC